CUCAUAUUAAUUUAUUUAACUGAAUGAAAGAUUAAGGCAGGUAUAGUAAAUUAAGUGAAGAAGAAGCGGCUGCUUAAUUUGAAUUAAGGUACUGAUUGUGAUUUACUCAAGAAAAUAAUAAAUAAUGGGUAAUUUGCUUGAAUAAUACGAGAGUAGCCAAAAAAAUAAAAAGGCAUCAAAAAUAAUAAAACCAUAAAUGAAUUAACAUGAAUUCAUUGUUUAAAAUCCAAAGAAAUAAUAAAUGAAAUUUCCUAAGUAGGAAUCUAAACAAUUGAAAUUAGUAAAAGAAGAAUCUCCUGAAUAGAAUUUAACUCCUUCUCCAGAAUCAGAUAUUGAAUAAAUAGAAUAAAUUCAAUAAAUAGUUCAACCAACUCCUAUUGAAUAACCUCCUACUUCAUUUAUUAAAUGUGAUAGUGGAAAUCUAAAGAAAAUUUUGUUAAAAGAUAUUGGCAACAUAGAUUUGGAAAUACAAAGAUUAACAAUCGAAACAAAAGAUUUUGAAAUGGAUAAAUUAGCGAAUAAAUCACAGUUUUCCUAUUAAUCAUAAAGCACUAAAGAUGUUCCUUUUAGAAAAAAUCCUCGAUCCAAUUCAUCAUAAUUAUAAUAAUAAUCAAAAGUGUAUUAUGAAUUAAGGCAAAGACCUUCAAGUAAAGAAUCUCGAAUAUCAGAUUCUUCUUAUACAAAAAAAGCAGAUUGUUUCAAAGGAAUUGUAAGAAGUUCAACUCAAAAAAAAUUAGCUUCAUAAUAAUAAUAAAAUAACAAUAUUUCUUAAUAAAAAGUUUCAUCUGAUAAAAUAAAAAAUUAAUCUGUAAAUAAAACAGUAACAAUAGAGUCAGAAAAUAAAGAACCAAUAACAAUUACAACAAAUAAGAUUCCAUAAAGCGAACGUAAAAUACCUAGACCAAUUAUUUAAAUUAAUAGAAGCUAAUCAAAAUAGGAUUCCCCUUUAAUUGAUAAAAAAUCUACUCCAAUAAAAACUUUGAUGAAAGUACAAUUUAAUUCAAUUCCAGUUGGAUCAAAUUCUACUAAAAAUAAUAGUGCAUCUUAUGUAGACUUUUAUAAAUUUAUCUAAGUUUCAUUAACACAAAGAAUCUUACAAUAGUUAAACUAGUUUACAUAAAAAUAAAUGUGUUGAAGCAUAAAUAGAAGAGGCUGUCUAAUUAUACAACAAUCUAAAAUUUUUAAUGUAGAGCAAAUCUAAUGUUUUAUAAAUCAGAAAAGAUGGCAAUUAAAUUCCAAGAAAGGCUGUUGACUUUUUUGUAAUAAUUUUUAAUUUAUAAUAGUAACAAAAAGAAAUAGCGAGGCCAACUUUAUUUUGA
Messenger RNA from Paramecium sonneborni, 1319 nucleotides. Lineage: Eukaryota; Ciliophora; Oligohymenophorea; Peniculida; Parameciidae. The record is from the annotation of a GenBank genome assembly.